Molecule: messenger RNA, 578 nt
Organism: Euleptes europaea (tarantolino)
Lineage: Eukaryota; Metazoa; Chordata; Lepidosauria; Squamata; Sphaerodactylidae
Gene: CEND1
Product: cell cycle exit and neuronal differentiation 1
Exons: 1
Coding region: 68-478 (136 amino acids)
Biological process (GO): cerebellar granular layer maturation; radial glia guided migration of cerebellar granule cell; cerebellar Purkinje cell differentiation
Source: RefSeq, a predicted model, not a curated record
GGAACCGUAUAAACAGCCUAACAGCUCUCUGGUUUGACCCAAGAAAAGGAGUGCACCAGUGAGGAGAAUGGAAUCGAAAGGAAACACCCGAAGUGGAAACAAGCCUGAUGCCAAGAUUGCCAGCUCAGGAAAACCUGAGAAGCCCACAACUACAGAUAAGAAAGAAACCCCUCCUAAGGAGCAACCGGCCCCUGCUGCCACUACUCCAGCAAAGAAGGUGCCGGUAUCAGCGGCAAAUGAGGCCGCGGUGGUGAACAGCCACAGCAACGUGAAACCGAGCCCUGCUGCAGCGGCGGCGACGGAGGGCCCUGAGGGUGGGAGUCAUCCUGCCGACUCGGAGCACAAAGAGAACAAUGCGGAGGAAUCCCCAGGCAGCAGCAUCUUUGAGAACAUGAAACCCCUGAUCAUCGUUGGUGGAGCAGCAGUGGCUGUCAUAGCUGUGAUUGUGGGAGUGGCUGUCCUAGCCCGGAAGAAAUAAGCCCCAAGGCGCACAGGGGAGACACCCUGGGCUAUGUACAGUCCCUUUUGAAAUAAAUGCAUGCGGUAAACUCUAUACAUAUCUAUAAAUAUACAGUAUA